This is a messenger RNA of Pocillopora verrucosa, 1457 nucleotides long. The record is from RefSeq and is a predicted model, not a curated record. Lineage: Eukaryota; Metazoa; Cnidaria; Anthozoa; Scleractinia; Pocilloporidae.
AUGUUGAUGCUACGAUAUCUAUCUCUGCUAGCGGUUUUAAAUGGAGCUCAUGUUUACGGGACAAAUUAUGAAAUAAAAGUGACGACAUCGCAGGAACCCUUUGCUGGUACUGAUGCACGUGUGUACGUGAAUCUUAUUGGCGUGAAUGGUGCUUCCACUGGCUCCAUAAAGUUGCAUAAUUCAAUGCAGGACUUCGAAAGGGGAAGAACAGACACAUUUUAUCGAGAUGCAAGCCCAGUAGGCCAUUUGAAGACUAUAAAAGUGCAUCGUGACAAUUCAGGAUUUGGACCUUACUGGAAACUAGCUCGGAUCACCGUACGUUUCAGCGGCUCGCCUCUGUAUAAGUUUUACUUCAAUAAGUGGAUACCUGCUUAUCGAUGGACUACAGCCAACGAGGAAAAUGAAUGCCGAGCUGGUCUGGCAUUGUGCCAGCAUCUCUGUAUUGACGCAGGAAGUGGAUACAACUGCGCAUGUCGCACGGGAUUUAAGUUCGAAGGCCGCUAUAAGUGUAGAGAUGUUGAUGAGUGUAGUACUGGAGAACAAAAAUGUCACAGUCAAACUACCAGAUGUAAAAACAAUCUUAGAGGCUACACAUGCCCCUGUAAGAGAGGAUAUCAGCCUGGCCAGUCAGCUUAUGAGUGUCAGGAUAUGAAUGAGUGCAUGGCAGGAAAUCGCAAGUGCGAGGGAAAGACUACCAAUUGCAAAAACAACUUUGGAAGUUACAGUUGCGAGUGUAAAGAUGGAUUCGAACUUGGACUUUCACCCUAUAAAUGCAACGAUAUAAAUGAGUGUAUAGCAGGCAAUCACAAGUGCGAGGAAAAGACUACCAGUUGCAAAAACAACUUUGGAAGUUACAGUUGCAAGUGUAAAGGUGGAUACGAGCCUGAACCUUCACUCUAUAAAUGCAACGCUAAACAAUGCAACAUUUCCAUACCUCUGGGAAUGGAGAACGGUCACAUAAGUAACCAAUCCAUCACGGCCAGUUCUUAUUACUCGAGAUAUCCACCUUGGCUCGCCCGACUCAAAAGUGGAGCCGAGGAAAGCUGGUACGCACUCCCAAGUGACCCAAAUCCAUGGAUUCAGGUGGAUCUCGACAAGCUCACCUGGUUGAGAGGAGUAGCCACUCAGGGCAAGAGGUUCUCUUUGUUUGUCAAAACUUACAAGUUGGCAUAUUCUUUGGACGGGAUUCAUUGGAGUACUUAUAAGAAGGCGAACGGUGAAAAGGAAAUGGUUUUUAAAGGAAACACAGACCCUUACAAAGUAGCUAAGGUUGAACUCGACAACCCCAUUUUUACCCGUUAUGUCCGCUUGUACCCGAAGACCUGGAGGGAUGGAAUAGCUCUAAAGAUGGAGUUGUAUGGCUGCCGACCAGCAUAAGCUGUGUUUUAAUUUGAAAACGACAUUCAGUUGAUGUGCUAACGGAUGUUUAAAUAUCCUUGAUCGCAGUGGUAUUUCAA